UCGAGCUGAAUUAUCAAACCUCUCGUUUGCUAGGUGCCAUGGUCAUUUAGCAUGACACGUGGGCAAAAGACGGGGGGUCAAGGGUCAGCACCGUUGAAGUCGAAGCAAUAAUGGAGGAGUACCUCUCCUCCCAGUCUUGCGUCUCUGCCACGUUGAUCACCGCAAUCGCGCCACGUCUUGCCUCUCAGGCAGGAUAUACAUCAGUCAUGCUCCUAUGUGUGACCGUGUUCGUCUCGCUGUGACACACACUUCUCCAUAGCAAGAAAAACCCAUGGAGAUUGCCGUCUCCGCGGUGGCAAGCGAGCUCGCCGGCCGGCUCGUGUCUUUCCUCAUCAGCAAGUACAGAGGCCAGGCACGCCUGAGCAAGAAGGAGAACCUGGAGUCGCUGCGCCGGCUCCUCCUCAGAGUCCACACCGUCGUCGAGGAGGCUGAGGGGCGAUACAUCACCAACUCACGGAUGCUGCUGCAGCUCGAGACGCUCGCGGAGGCUAUGUACCGGGGGUACGACGCCCUGGACACCCAUGGCACCCUGGAGCAGAUCGGAGCACGACCGGAGGUGAGCGGCUCCUCAGACUCCAUGGAUUUCAGAGGUUUCCAUAGCACAGCUGCCAGCAAAGAGGUGCAGACCGCACUGAGAGCUCUGGAGGCCGCCUCUUCGGAGAUGGCCGAGUUCGUCGCGCUUCUAGCAGGCUGCGAGCGUAUGCUCCGCAGCCCGUACAGCUGCCACCUUCACAUCGACAACUUCAUGUUUGGCCGCCGGGUCGAGAGGCAGCGGGUCAUCAACGUCUUGAUGCAGGACGGCCACCCUCCACCCGGGGCUCUCGCCGUGCUGCCCAUCAUCGGCGGCCGCAGGGUGGGCAAGAAGACGCUGGUGUGGAGCGUCUGCUCCGACGACCGGAUCCGCUCUCGCUUCCCUUCCAUCCUCCACGUCGACGGAUGCGAGAUUCAGAUGAUCGACCGUGGCAGGUUUACUCCUCCUCCUGUGAGGACUUUGAUCGUCGUCGAGUUCCGGUCGGACGUGGAUGACAGGGAAUGGCACGAGUUCCUCACGCUGCUCCAAACUCUCACCGGCGCAGGGAGCAAGGUGGUGAUCAUAAGCCGGCUCGAGAGGCCAGCAAGGUUUGGAACCGUGAACCCCGUCCGGAUCAACAGCUUGUCAAGAGAGGAAUACGGCUACCUUUUCAAGGUCCUCGCCUUCGGGAGCUCCGACCCGGCGGACCACCCGCGGCUGGCGCUGAUAGGGAAGGAGCUGGCGACGAUGAUGGAGGGGUCACUCGUGCACCUCAACGUCUACUCAAGCGUGCUGAGGAACAACCUGAACGUUCAGUUCUGGAGCCGCGCUCUGAGGCUGUACCGAACGGUGAUGGAGGCUAACCUGUCCGUCUUCGGUGAGCACCCGAGAGCUCUUCUUGACAGAGGCAGCACCGUAGAUAUCACCAGGUUCUCGCCGUCGUCGUCAGCGGCGGCUACCCCGCUUCGAUUUGUGCUGCUGAUCGGUGGAAGGGGCUCUUCCGGGCCAGGUGAGCUCCCCAGUAUGACAUUUGGAGAUAUAAUAGCAGGCUCUGUUGUUCUGCCGAUGAAGUUCGAGCUGGUGUGGGAAUCACGGUUGCCCCCUUACACCGUUAUCUCCGGCACUUGUGUCGCACAGAAGCCUCAACACUCGACUUCACCGAGGAAGAAACGCCGUACAUAAUGUAUGUUUCUGUAGGCCAUUACUGUGUCAGGACAUCUGCCUCGUGAUGUGAACUUCAACUGAAUGUAUCACUUUCCGUACUCCCUCCGUUACUAAAUAUAAAUAUAGGUCUUCUCAAAUAUUCUACUACAAAUGUAUAUAUACAUAUUUUAGAGUGUAGAUUCACUCA
Molecule: messenger RNA, 1862 nt
Organism: Aegilops tauschii subsp. strangulata
Lineage: Eukaryota; Viridiplantae; Streptophyta; Magnoliopsida; Poales; Poaceae
Product: disease resistance protein RGA2
Source: RefSeq, a predicted model, not a curated record